Molecule: messenger RNA, 1305 nt
Organism: Macroventuria anomochaeta
Lineage: Eukaryota; Fungi; Ascomycota; Dothideomycetes; Pleosporales; Didymellaceae
Product: RIO1-domain-containing protein
Exons: 2
Coding region: 1-1305 (434 amino acids)
Biological process (GO): maturation of SSU-rRNA; protein phosphorylation
Cellular component (GO): cytosol; nucleus; preribosome, small subunit precursor
Molecular function (GO): protein serine/threonine kinase activity; ATP binding
Source: RefSeq, a predicted model, not a curated record
AUGAAGCUCAACGUCAAGAACAUCCGAUACCUCACGCCUGAGGACUGGCGCGUCCUCACAGCGACAGAAAUGGGCUCACGCAACCACGAAGUCGUCCCAACCUCACUAAUCUCCUCGAUAUCCGGCUCAGGCAUCGGCGUGCACAAGUCGAUCUCGAACCUCGCCAAAAUCGGCCUGAUCGCGAAAGUAAAAAACGCAAAAUACGACGGCUACCGCCUGACCUAUGGCGGCCUGGACUACCUCGCGCUGCACACGCACACCAAAGGCCACACCGUGUUCAGUGUCGGGAACCAAAUCGGUGUCGGCAAGGAAAGUGACAUCUUCGUAUGUGCGAGUGAAGAGGGCCGGCAGUUGGUGCUCAAGAUCCAUAGAUUGGGAAGGAUAUCGUUUCGCACGGUGAAGGCGAAUCGAGAUUAUUUGAGGAAUAGGCAGGGCGGGAGUUGGAUGUAUAUGAGCCGGCUGGCGGCGAUCAAGGAAUAUGAGUUCAUGAAAGCCCUGCGGCGCGAAGGAUUCCCUGUCCCCGAGCCCGUCGGGCAGAACCGACACACAGUGAUCAUGGGUUUGAUCGACGCGUUUCCCAUGCGCACGAUCUCCAAGGUUGGGGACCCAGCGACUCUGUACUCUGAGUUGCUGGACUUCAUUGUGCGGUUUGCGCAGCACGGGCUGAUCCAUGGCGACUUCAACGAGUUCAACAUCCUGAUCGAGGAGAAGUUCGAGGGAGACGAGCGCGUGCAACUCAUACCGACGAUUAUCGAUUUCCCGCAGAUGGUGUCGAUUGACCAUGCGAAUGCGGAGUACUACUUUGACCGCGAUGUAGCGUGUAUCAAGCGAUUCUUCGAAAGACGCUUUGGUUUCACAAGUGACGAGCCAGGUCCGUUCUUCAAGGACGCUAUCAAGAAGGUGGUCAAGAGGCUAGACGUCGAAGUAGAGGCUUCAGGCUUCAGCAAGAAGAUGGCGAAGGAGUUAGAUGUCUACAUGAAAGAGCAUGGUAUUGAUGGCGAUGCUGGUGGUGCUGAAGAGGACCAUGGGGACAAUGACGAGGACGACUUUGAAAAUGAAGUCUUGGAUGGCGAGGAAGAAGAAGCCGGUGGUGUUUCGCUGCUGGACGGGGCUGACACAGAGGGUGUGCCGACCGCAGAGGAACCUUCAUUGGAAAAGCAAACACCUGCUGCUGUUGCCUCUCAGAUGACAUUGCUCGACAUUCGAGACAAUGACCCCUUGCCGGAUUUGAGCGAAUGCAAGCCCCGCCCACAAUCGACUAUGACGACCAAAGCCGCAAAAAAGAAGGCUGGUUGGGCUAUUUGA